Molecule: messenger RNA, 799 nt
Organism: Biomphalaria glabrata
Lineage: Eukaryota; Metazoa; Mollusca; Gastropoda; Planorbidae
Product: glutaredoxin-1-like
Exons: 2
Coding region: 252-572 (106 amino acids)
Biological process (GO): cellular response to oxidative stress
Cellular component (GO): cytoplasm
Molecular function (GO): glutathione disulfide oxidoreductase activity
Source: RefSeq, a predicted model, not a curated record
UUUACAUACAAGUUUUGUAAAAACAUUGAUCUAAAUCCAGUCCAGUGUGGUGUGCUAAAAAAGUUGCUUCAUCAUUGUACGAGAGAAAAUCGAGUGUAACAAUUUAGGCUACAAACCAAUCUAGAUUAGAACUUACUGGAUUCUUUUAUUCUGGACUUAAGAAGUCUAUAAAACUGCAACGUUUUAUAUUUGUAUAUUUAGAUUCUAUUAGAAUAAUUAGAUCUAGAUAUUUUUCCAAGCAUACUAAAAUCAUGGGCGAUGUAAAAUCGUUAGUAGAUUCUAAAAUUGCAGGAAAGAAAGUUAUGAUAUUUUCUAAACAAAGCUGCCCUUACUGUACUAAAGCAAAAAAUACCUUUUCCAAGUAUCUUGGAAAUGCUCUGAGCGAGUCUGACUAUGAAGUUCUAGAGAUUGACGAAUUAUCUAACUGCUCAGCUAUACAGGAUUAUCUUCAAAAGCUGACAGGAGCAAGAUCGGUGCCAAGAGUUUUUAUAAAUCAAAAAUUUGUGGGUGGUGGAGAUGAUGUUGUAGCCAAAGACAAAAGUGGAGAGCUAAAAACUUUGUUGGCGGCAUGACUGACUACAAAAAAUCAUCUUUGAUCUAAUCACUGUGUGAAAUUAAGCUCAUUCAAGUCAAAACCACUUUCUUCUAAGUGUUUAUAAACAGUACAUCAUAUAACCACUAAACAAUUUUUUACAUUCAAAUUCACAUUUCUAAUACCCUAAAUGUUAUUAGUUCACUGUUAACUAACUUAUUAAAUUCAUAUUAUAAUAAAUCUUUGAAAUGUACAAUAUUUAUUAAA